This is a messenger RNA of Corylus avellana, 1026 nucleotides long. RefSeq names its product nudix hydrolase 8-like. Gene Ontology annotation, molecular function: ADP-ribose diphosphatase activity; NAD binding; NADH pyrophosphatase activity. The record is from RefSeq and is a predicted model, not a curated record. Lineage: Eukaryota; Viridiplantae; Streptophyta; Magnoliopsida; Fagales; Betulaceae.
AUGGCAGCAGUGGUGGAUGCCUGUCAAUUAGGGACAGGUUUUUACUUCCAGCGCCUCAUAGAGGAGCCAAGAAGUUCCUCCUGGGCAAAAAACUGCAGCUUCAAAUGGUUAUCAAAGGGUUUCUUGAGCAAGCCUAUACUCAAGUCCUCUCCUCUGCCAUUUCAUGGGGGCAUGAGCAAUGUGCAGAAGAAAAAGGGCUUCCAUGUUUUAUCUCCCAACAUCUCCUCACCAAGCACAGCAGUCGAAUCACUUGAAGCUUGGGACGAUGAAUAUGAUGGGGUCAUUAUUAAUCCACAGAGCUUGCCUUCCAGUGCAAAUGCCUUUGCAUCUGCCCUUCGAGCUUCUUUGUCCCACUGGAAGUUUAAGGGGAAAAAGGGCGUAUGGCUCCAAAUACUACAAGAGCAAUCUGAUCUUGUUCCAAUUGCAAUUCAGGAGGGCUUCAAUUACCACCAUGCAGAAUCAGGAUAUGUUAUGUUAACAUAUUGGAUUCCUGACGAGCCCUGCUUGCUUCCUGCUAGCCCUUCACAUCAAAUAGGCGUUGCAGGAUUUGUGAUUAAUGACAAAAAGCAGGUCCUUGUGGUGAAAGAAAAAUGCCCUUGUAGGUGCUCGGGUUUCUGGAAGUUGCCCACUGGUUAUAUCAACAAGUCUGAAGACAUAUUCGAUGGAGCUAUCAGGGAAGUGAAAGAAGAAACUGGGGUUGACACGAUCUUCCUGGAAAUGGUUGCUUUCAGACAUGCCCAUCUUGUGGCUUUUGAGACGUCGGAUUUGCUCUUUGUGUGCAUGCUUAAGCCAUUGUCCUAUGAAAUCACAAUCGACGAGAAGGAAAUUGAAGAUGCCAAGUGGAUGCCAAUUGAUGAAUUACUCGGACAGCCAUUUUAUCAAGAAGACCACAUGUCAAAGAAGGCCAUUGAAAUUUGUAUAGCAGCAUAUGAAAAUCGUUACAGUGGAUUCAUAGCAAAUCAGCUCGUCUCAAAAUUUGAUGGCCAAUUAUCAUACUUGUAUUAUGAUGAAUCAAACCAAAUUUAG